CCCGGCUCUGGAGCGUGAGGGGCUCCCCACGUGGGGCGGGGGCUGUGGGUGCCGAGGAGGGGCUGAACCUGUGUUAGGGGCAGUGUCCCGUGCGUGCGGUUGGCGUGUCAAGCCUUUGGGUUUUGAGUGUGGGACCAAUCAAUGUGGCUGUUUGUCCGCGGACAGAAUUCCCACUGCAGUGUCCCGAGCCCGCGUGUGGGGAAGCCCCUCUGAUGGUACCUCAGAGAGUAGGAGAGUCCUGAAGACGCAGCUCAGGCAGUGGGAAUAUGAAUCUCUUACCUAAAAGCUCCAAGGAGUUUGGCUCCGUUGACUAUUGGGAGAAGUUCUUCCAGCAGCGAGGAAAGAAAGCUUUCGAGUGGUAUGGAACCUACCUGGAACUGUGCGGGGUGCUCCACAAAUACAUGAAACCCAGGGAAAAGGUGCUGGUGAUUGGGUGCGGUAACUCAGAGCUCAGUGAGCAGCUGUAUGAUGUGGGCUAUGAGGAUAUAGUGAAUAUCGACAUCAGUGAGGUCGUCAUCAAGCAAAUGAAGGAACGCAAUGCCAGCAGACGGCCCCAGAUGAGCUUCUUGAAGAUGGACAUGACACAGAUGGAAUUUCCCGAUGCCUCCUUCCAGGUGGUGUUGGACAAGGGCACCCUGGAUGCUGUCCUGACAGAUGAGGAGGAGAAGACCCUGCAACAGGUGGACAGGAUGCUAGCUGAGGUUGGCCGUGUCCUGCAGGUGGGCGGUCGCUACCUCUGCAUCUCCCUGGCUCAGGCUCACGUCCUGAAGAAAGCAGUGGGUCACUUCUCUCGGGAGGGGUGGAUGGUGAGGGUGCACCAGGUGGCCAGCAGCCAGGACCAGGUGUUGGAAGCAGAGCCUCGGUUCUCCCUGCCUGUGUUUGCCUUCAUCAUGACCAAGUUCAGACCAGUCCCUGGCUCUGCCCUUCAGAUCUUUGAGCUGUGUGCUCAGGAGCAGGGCAAGCCCGUGCGGCUGGAGAGUGCUGAGCAGCUGGCUGAGGCGGUGCGGGAGCGGCAGCAGUAUGCCUGGCUGUGCAGCCAGCUGUACCGCAAGGCCGGGCUGGGGAGUGUGUCUCUGGACUUGUGCAAUGGGGACACGGGGGAGCCACGCUACACCCUCCACGUGGUGGACAGCCCCACUGUGAAACCAUCGCGGGACAGUCAUUUUGCCAUUUUCAUCAUCCCCCAGGGUCGAGAGACCGAGUGGCUCUUUGGCAUGGAGGAGGGCCGGAAGCAGCUGGCAGCCAGCGCAGGUUUCAGGAGGCUGAUCACCGUGGCCCUUCACCGAGGUCAGCAGUAUGAAGGCAUGGACAGCAUCCAGGCUGAGCUGUCGGCCAGAGUCAUGGAGCUGGCCCCAGCCGGGAUGCCUGCCCGGCAGCAGGUGCCCUUUCUGUCCGUGGGUGGGGACAUCGGGGUCCGGACUGUUCAGCACCAAGACUGCAGCCCCUUGAGUGGCGACUAUGUCGUCGAGGACGUGCAGGGGGAUGACAAGCGCUACUUUCGGCGGCUCAUCUUCCUCAGCAACAGGAACGUGGUGCAGUCAGAAGCCAGGCUGCUGAAGGAUGUGUCUCACAGAGCCCAGAAGAAACGGAAAAAGGACAAGAAGAAGCAGCGGCCUGCUGAUGCUCCCGAGGACCGCCCUGCAGCCCCGGGGCAGUGCAUUGAUAGGAGUUACCUGUGCUGUGAACACCACAAAGCCAUGAUCGCGGGCCUUGCCCUGCUGAGAAACCCGGAGCUGCUUCUAGAGACCCCACUGGCAUUGUUAGUGGUGGGCCUGGGCGGGGGCAGCCUCCCUCUCUUUGUCCACGAUCAUUUCCCAAAGUCCUGCAUCGAUGCUGUGGAGAUCGACCCGUCCAUGUUGGAAGUGGCUACCCGAUGGUUUGGCUUCUCCCAGAGCGACCGGAUGAAGGUCCACAUUGCUGAUGGCCUGGACUAUAUUACCAGCCUGGCGGGAGGAGAAGUACGGCCUCACUACGAUGUCAUAAUGUUUGAUGUAGACAGUAAGGACCCAACACUGGGAAUGAGUUGUCCACCCCCGGCGUUUGUGGACCAGCCUUUCCUGCAGAAGGUCAAAAGCAUCUUGACUCCUGAGGGUGUCUUCAUCCUCAACCUCGUGUGCCGAGACCUGGGGCUAAAGGACUCAGUGCUGGCUGGGCUCAAGGCUGUGUUCCCCCUCCUGUAUGUCCGGCGAAUUGAGGGUGAAGUAAAUGAGAUCCUGUUCUGUCAGCUGCACCCUGAGCAGACACUUGCCACGCCGGAGCUCUUGGAAGUGGCCGAGGCCUUGGAGCAGACACUGAGGAGGCCUGGGAGGGGCUGGGAUGACACGUAUGUCCUGUCAGAUAUGCUCAAGACUGUGAAGAUUGUGUGAUCCCUGAGGCCAGGCAGUCCUCUGAGCUUCCUGCCGGACUGACCUGGGGCCCUGGCUGCCAGAGAUUGAAGAAAUAUAGUGCUCGUUACUUUUUGAGCCUCCUGUUUUUCUUGCUUUCAUACUCAGCUGCAUAUGGCCUCCAGCUUGGUGAGGUUGCUGAGGAUCUGGGAAAAUAAAAAAGUCCUUCCCCUCCUAUUCUCUUCUGUCCCACUUGGGUUGAUCACCUUGCUUCCUUUCCCGUGCCCUUUAGUAGGAUCCCUGCUGGAGCCCCCAAAGACGUUGAUGCCUUAGCAAGUAUGCACCAAGCUCCUUAGGACCGGAGACAGUUGGAUCUGAUUGCUGUUUUGCUUUUGCUUUAUCCUUUUAUUGGUUCUGUAGGAAUGAUCUCAAGAGAGAUAGCAGAGCAUUCCAUGCCAAAAGACUAUAAACAGAGGAGGAUCUCCAUAGGCAUGAGACAGAUUUGAGAGAACAUCUCCUCUGACUCCCUGCAGAUGGAACUGCCGCUGAUGUGGUCCCAAGUUUUAAGGAUCUGUUGACCCACUCCCUAUUUAACAGCUUUCCUCAGCCACUCAAACCUUGUACUCUAAGCCAUUUGUUCUGUUCUCAGUCGGGGGAGUGGAUGUAACUGGCCCCAUGACUGUGUAUGUCAGAGACUAAAGUCUCCGGUGUUGGUUUACUCACAUUUAUUGAGUGACAGCUGCACGCCAGACCCAGUGUAAAGAGCUGUGGUGAAGUAAAGAUGUUUAAGAAUGGCCAAAACACGGAUUAGUAAUAAAAAUUAACAUGUUUCAGGAA
This is a messenger RNA of Equus quagga, 3161 nucleotides long. It is a transcript of the gene METTL13, whose product is annotated as methyltransferase 13, eEF1A lysine and N-terminal methyltransferase. The record is from RefSeq and is a predicted model, not a curated record. The transcript is spliced from 8 exons. Bases 267 to 2366 code for a protein of 699 amino acids. Lineage: Eukaryota; Metazoa; Chordata; Mammalia; Perissodactyla; Equidae.